AUGGAUAAAGCUGACUCCAAUGGCAUUGAAAGUGGUGUUUUCAAUACUGCUGAUUUAGAAGAGGUUCCCCAUGGGGUUCAAAGACAAGCUACUGUUUUAGAGGACUACCAAUUUCCUACUCACAGACUCCAAGAUAAAAUGGUCGACGACUCUAAAGUCCCUCUUGUUAUCGUUGCUUGCGGCUCUUUUUCUCCAAUAACUUAUCUCCAUUUAAGAAUGUUUGAAAUGGCUCUUGACUCUAUUAGAGAGGACACAAACUACGAAGUGAUCGGUGGUUACUAUUCUCCUGUCUCUGAUUUCUACAAGAAAAAGGGUUUGGCCAAUUCCAUCCACAGAGUGAGAAUGUGCGAAUUGGCUUGUGAAAGAACUAGCGGUUGGCUAAUGGUAGACAGCUGGGAGACUUUACAGCCAACAUAUACAAGAACCGCACUAGUUCUUGAUCACUUUAACCAAGAAUUAAACCAAAACAGAGGUGGAAUAUUCAAUACAACCUCAAAAUCAAAGAGGAAAAUAGAAAUCAUGUUGCUAGCUGGUGGUGAUUUAAUAGAAAGUAUGGGUGAACCUGAUGUUUGGGCUGAUGAUGACUUGCACCAUAUCUUGGGCAAAUACGGUUGUUUAAUAGUGGAAAGAACUGGCAGUGAUGUUAGAAGCUUUCUCUUAUCCCACGAUAUAAUGUAUGAGCAUCGAAGAAAUAUAUUGGUUAUAAAACAGUUGAUUUAUAACGAUAUCAGCUCUACAAAAGUCCGUUUGUUUCUAAGAAGGAAUAUGUCCGUUAGAUAUUUGCUACCGAAUAGUGUCAUCAGAUAUAUCAAAGAAAAUGAUUUAUAUGUCCAUGAAACUGAACCCGUUAAACAAGUCUUAGAUAGAAAAGAGUAUAGAUAA
Molecule: messenger RNA, 882 nt
Organism: Ascoidea rubescens DSM 1968
Lineage: Eukaryota; Fungi; Ascomycota; Saccharomycetes; Ascoideales; Ascoideaceae
Product: nicotinamide/nicotinic acid mononucleotide adenylyltransferase
Exons: 1
Coding region: 1-882 (293 amino acids)
Biological process (GO): NAD+ biosynthetic process
Molecular function (GO): nicotinate-nucleotide adenylyltransferase activity; nicotinamide-nucleotide adenylyltransferase activity
Source: RefSeq, a predicted model, not a curated record